UUAAACUUAAAGAUCCACACCCUACACUUAUAGAAUAUCUAUUUCAAGAGCUAGCUGUCAUGAAGGAAGACGUAUGAAAAUCGGAAUAGUUCAAAUCUAAGUGACCCUGCCAGAUAUAGGAUCUGAACUUGCAGCGAACCAGUCAGAAAUUUGACCUGACCUCACAGUAACGUGUCCGACAUUUGACCAGUUUAUAAGAAAAUGCUGGCAAAGAAGUUUGUAGUGCUGUUGUCACUCGCCCUAUGUUUCACCUGGGUGACCUCACAAACGGAGUCCUAUUGGAUUGGUGCCAACGACUUGGACAAGGAUAAAAUGUUAGUGUGGGUUGCGGAUGGUAGCGACGCCAGCAAUAUAACAACAAGCAGCUGGAACCACAUCAUCACACUCUCAAACGACAAAGCCACCUGUAUUGUUCUACGCAUCGAAUAUCAGAUGUUUGUGUCAUCUCCUUGCACCAACGCAUUUUAUUUUCUGUGUAUGGAAACCGAUUCGAAGACUACUACAGCUACAACCAAUGAGCCUACAACCAAUGAGCCUACAACCAAUGAGCCUACAACCAAUGAGCCUACAACCAAUUAG
This is a messenger RNA of Physella acuta, 579 nucleotides long. RefSeq lists its product as uncharacterized. The record is from RefSeq and is a predicted model, not a curated record. NCBI's taxonomy places the organism in Eukaryota, Metazoa, Mollusca, Gastropoda, Physidae.